AUGAGGGGUUUGCGAAGCCUUGAGGUAUGGAAACUGGGAGUUGUCAACUAUUUGGAUGCAUUGAAACUGCAGGAAAAACUGGCCUUGGAUAGAAAGCUUCAUAGGAGAUGUGACACUCUUCUGUCUUUGCAACACCCCCCUACAUACACUGUUGGCAAAAGGCAAACUGUUCACAAUUUGCUAAUCCCCCAGUCGGAGCUGGAAAAAAUUGGAGCAGAACUUCACUACACACAAAGGGGAGGAGACAUUACAUUUCAUGGUCCCCACCAAGCCAUUUUGUAUCCUAUCAUAUCUCUUCGCGACGUUGGGCUUGGUGCUCGGAGUUUUGUGGAGAAAAUUGAGUCAACCAUGAUUGAACUGGCUGCUAUGUAUGGUGUGAAAGCUUGUUCUGGACAGUGUGGUGAGACUGGGGUAUGGGUUGGAGACAAGAAGAUAGGUGCUAUUGGCGUUCGGAUAUCGAGUGGAAUCACUUCUCAUGGGAUGGCAUUUAACAUUGAUCCUAAUUUAAGCUACUUUAGGCACAUCGUUCCCUGUGGAAUUCCUGAUAAAGAAGUAACAUCUUUGAGAAGGGAGACAAAUCUUGUCCUUCCUGAGGAAGAAAUAUUACAGAAACAGUUGAUUUCAUGUUUUGCAAGAAUCUUUGGUUAUAGUAACUUGAUCUGGAAGGAGGAUGCUUCAGUAAAUUUUGAUAAAGAAACUGAAUAA
Molecule: messenger RNA, 705 nt
Organism: Sphenostylis stenocarpa
Lineage: Eukaryota; Viridiplantae; Streptophyta; Magnoliopsida; Fabales; Fabaceae
Source: the annotation of a GenBank genome assembly